Messenger RNA from Penicillium oxalicum, 1236 nucleotides. RefSeq lists its product as uncharacterized. Gene Ontology annotation, cellular component: endoplasmic reticulum membrane. NCBI's taxonomy places the organism in Eukaryota, Fungi, Ascomycota, Eurotiomycetes, Eurotiales, Aspergillaceae. The record is from RefSeq and is a predicted model, not a curated record. Bases 1 to 1236 code for a protein of 411 amino acids. Gene Ontology annotation, molecular function: ergosterol O-acyltransferase activity. Gene Ontology annotation, biological process: ergosterol metabolic process. The transcript has 3 exons.
AUGAGCGACGGAAUGACACUGGCGAUGGAUGCGCCUCUUCCGCCAUCUCCACCCAACGCUGAUUCUCCAUCCCUGGCAAGUAGUGGCGGAUGGAGUGAAGAUUGUCACUUCAACAGUGAUGAUCGCCAAUCGCUUCACAAGAGACGAUCCAGCGUCUCUCUUCAACUCCAGAAAACCGACCAGGGAAAUCAAUUCAUCCUCACCGCUACCGACGCAGCACUUCUCCGGGAGAUCCUUCACGAAGCUGCCCUCACCGAGGGUUUAUCAUCGUCGGUGGGCAGCAGUGGAGCCGGAACCGGAGGCGCAGGUGCCAAUGAUGGUGACAAAGGGACCAGCCCGCGUAAAUAUCGCUUCCCCUUUCGGGAUUUUCAAUUCACCCAGCAGCGAAGUGUCUUUGAUCGACAGAAUGCGUCCUCGGCCUCGUCGCCGUUUCAUGGGUUCUUCACCCUCUUUUGGCUUGGGGUGGCGAUGAUGGUGAUCAAGGUGGCUGCCAAUAAUUAUCGAGCCUUUGGAACCCCCUUUGGCAGAACAGAGAUUAUCGAUCUGAUGCUCAGUCGGGAUCUGUUGGUGUUGGGUAUCACAGACUUUGUGAUGUGUUGGUCGACCAUCUUUUGCUGGGGGUUCCAGCGGAUGAUUUUCGGAGGGUGGGUGCAGUGGAGUGGUUGGGGAUGGAUUAUUCAAAAUACUAACCUUGAGACGGGGGGGGAUGCGGUGGUUCAGAUAUGGCAAACCCUGUACCUGGCCGGGUUUAUCUGGUGGACAUAUCAUCGAGACUGGCCAUGGACACAUACGGUCUUUAUGGUCCUGCACUGCUUGACCAUGUUGAUGAAACAACAUAGCUACGCUUCUUUUAAUGGGUACUUGUCUGAGCUCUACAAGAAGCGCCGUUUACUGCAAGGCCGCCUCAAACGUCUCGAGGACAUGGGUGCGAAUGACCCUCCUCAUGACCAAACACCUCUGCGAGCCAUGAUCACCCCCUCUGCGGAGGAGCUCGUCUCAACUUAUACAUCCCUCAAGAGUCAGCCCCCCCGGCGUGGUUCCGCCGACUACACGGGUAUUCACGCCACCCGCGAUGCGGACCAUCUGUUAUCCCUCUCCGCAACCAUUGACCAGCGGACUACCCUGAACUCGGCGCAACUAGACACUCUCAAGAGUCUCCUGAUCCGCGAGAUUGACGUCCUGUCCGAGGGCCUGCGGGCCGGUAUGCGCCAACGAGCCAGUAUCCGCGGAACUUGA